Molecule: messenger RNA, 3348 nt
Organism: Ipomoea nil (Japanese morning glory)
Lineage: Eukaryota; Viridiplantae; Streptophyta; Magnoliopsida; Solanales; Convolvulaceae
Product: 5'-3' exoribonuclease 3-like
Exons: 26
Coding region: 136-3015 (959 amino acids)
Biological process (GO): nuclear-transcribed mRNA catabolic process
Cellular component (GO): nucleus
Molecular function (GO): RNA binding; 5'-3' RNA exonuclease activity
Source: RefSeq, a predicted model, not a curated record
UCUUCGAAAGCCCUUUGUCAUAUCAAUAUAUCAUUCCACCCUUGCUGGUCCGCAAACCCUAGCUUAAACCCUGCAUUUCUGAACAAUAUCUUUUCUCUGAACAACAAAACCCAGCAAAACCAACCGCUUCUCAAGAUGGGUAUACCUGCGUUCUAUCGAUGGCUGCUCGAACGGUACCCUCGUUCCGUUGAGCCGGCAGUGGAAGAAACUCCGGCGGUCUUCAACGGCGUUACCGUCCCAAUUGACACUUCCGGACCAAAUCCUAACGGAUAUGAAUUUGAUAACUUGUAUCUCGAUAUGAAUGGGAUUGUGCACCCUUGUUUUCAUCCUGAAGGCUUGCCUCCUCCGAAGACCUACGAUGAUGUGUUCAUGGCGGUAUUCAAGUAUCUUGAUAGGGUCUUUUCAAUCAUUAGGCCCCGGAAGCUUUUAUUCAUGGCGAUUGAUGGAGUUGCACCGCGUGCUAAAAUGAAUCAACAGCGAGCAAGGCGUUUUAGAGCUGCUAAAGAUGCAGCUGAUGCAGCUUCUGGAACAGAGAAUCUGAGAAGGAUACAUGAAUCAAAAGGGAAAGAUUCAUCAGAUACUCAAAUACUGGAUUCUAAUGUAAUCACUCCUGGAACUGAAUUCAUGGCUAUGCUGUCGUCUGCACUACAAUACUAUGUACAGACCAGAAUGAAUGAGGACCCGGGCUGGAAAGGAAUCAAGGUUAUUCUCUCUGAUGCUAGUGUACCUGGUGAAGGAGAGCACAAGAUUGUUUCUUACAUCCGCUUGCAAAGGAAUCUGCAUGGAUUUGAUCCUAACACACGGCAUUGCUUGUAUGGAUUGGAUGCAGAUCUGAUUAUGCUUGCACUUGCCACCCACGAAGUUCACUUCACGGUUCUAAGAGAAGAUGUUCGCAAAGCACACUCCAAGGAUAGAGGUCCAAAACAUCAGAAACAUGUCAAAGUUGCAGAAUGUGGCAAGGAGUUAGAAAAUUUUAUAUCACAACAGACGUUUCAGCUUCUCAGAAUAUGGGUUCUCAGGGACUAUCUAGCUUAUGAUUUAAAAAUACCAGAUUCAGCAGUUAAAACAGACCUGGAACGAUUGAUAGAUGAUUUCAUUUUUAUGUGUUUAUUUGUUGGAAACGAUUUUCUACCACACAUGCCUUCGUUGGAGAUAUCAGAGGGGGCCAUUGACUUGCUCAUGAAUGUCUACAAGAAGGAAUUUGUCCAAAUGGGUGGUUACCUGACUAAUUCUGUUGAGGUUAAUUUGAAAAGGGUGGAGCAUUUCAUACAAGCUGUUGGUUCAUAUGAAAAUAGGAUCUUUAAAAGGCGCAUACAGGCAAGAAAAGAAUGGGAGAGGCCAAUGAGACAUCAUUCCACUAAUUCAGAUCCUAAAGGGAAUCAGACUAAAAGCCAUGCAAAUUUCAAGACUGCUUUGGAAGAUGACAAGGUUAAAUUAGGGGAAGAGGGCUGGAAAGACAGAUAUUAUGCAGAAAAAUUUGAGGUUGAAUCUGUUGAAGACUGUGAUAGGGUUCGUAGGGAUACGGUUUUGAAAUAUGCUGAAGGGAUAUGUUGGGUGAUGCAUUAUUACUACCAAGGAGUCUGCUCCUGGCAAUGGUUUUAUCCUUACCACUAUGCUCCCUUUGCAUCUGAUUUUCAUGGUUUUGAUCAAUUAGACAUAACUUUCACACUAGGCAAGCCCUUCAAGCCUUUUGAUCAGUUGAUGGGUGUCCUUCCAGCUGCAAGUGCACAAGCACUCCCUCUUUCGUACAGGAAGUUGAUGACAGAUCCACUAUCCCCCAUUUUGGACUUCUAUCCUCCUGAUUUUGAGCUUGACAUCAAUGGAAAAAGGCAUUCAUGGCAGGCUGUGUGUAAGUUACCAUUUAUUGAUGAAUUCCGUCUUCUCUCAGAGUUGGCAAAAGUUGAGAAUACAUUGACGGAUGAAGAAAAGAAGAGAAACAGCCUUGGACUUGAUAUGCUAUUUGUUCAUGGAUCACAUCCUUUAGCUGGAAAGAUCUUUUCAUUCUGUAAACGGAAUAAAGAUAAUCCAAAGUUGACACAGGCAAAAGUGAAGAGGAAAAUCAACCCAGAAUUCAGCCAUGGAAUGAAUGGGUACUUGUAUAUUUCUGAUAAACCCGUGUGUCCUAUAGAGAUACCUUCACCAAUCAAUGGCAUGGAUAUGAUAAGAGACAACAAAGUAAUAUGUGUAUUUUAUAAAGGCCCUUCUUUUCAUUCUCAUAUUAGCAGACUGCCUGAAGGAGUAAUAUUGCCUGGAAAGGCUAUCAAAAAGUAUGACAUCCAGCCGCCUCCAGUGCUGUGGCAUGAGAAGACUGCCAUUACCAAAGGGAGAGUCGCUUUAAAGCCUAUGCCUCCCCAGUCUAUAUCGGGAUCUUGUUUGGCGAGGUUAGCUCAUCGGCUUGUUUUGGAAAAUCUUAUUGUGAAGCGACAAGGAAAUGGGGUUGACAUGGCAUUGCAAGCACCUUUGUCAAACCAGACAUGUGCUGACAUGGCAUUGCAAGCACCUUUGUCAAACCAGACAUGUCCUGACAAUGAAAACCUUGAUGAAUGCAGGAAGAUGAAGAGUAAGGCUGAAAGAAAAAAGGCUCAGCGCGAACGCAAGAUACAGAAACAAAAGGCUCAGCGCGAACGCAAGAUACAGAAACUUAAACAACAGGAAAAUGGGAUUAACAUGGCAUUGCAAGCACCUUUGUCAAACCAGACAUGUCCUGACAAUGAAAACCUUGAUGAAUGCAGGAAGAUGAAGCGUAAGGCUGAAAGAAAAAAGGCUCAGCGCGAACGCAAGAUACAGAAACUUAAACAACAGGAAAAUGGGAUUAACAUGGCAUUGCAAGCACCUUUGUCAAACCAGACAUGUCCUGACAAUGAAAACCUUGAUGAAUGCAGGAAGAGGAAGCGUAAGGCUGAAAAAAAAGAGGCUCAGCGCAAACGCAAGAUACAGAAACUUAAACAACAGGAAGAGGAAGCGUAUAACGAUCCCCAGCAAAUGUACAGCGAUUUCUGGAAAACGAUCUGGUGAUAUAUCAACCUGCGUGUAAUCAGGAGUGCCUGGCAUAACAAAAGACCUGAGCACUUGUUUGCAGGUAUCAAAUUCUGGAUGGUUCGAUUACUUCUUGCUAUUGUGCAGGAGACAUUUUAGUCUAUUGAUUUACCAACCUACCUGAAGUUGCUGUAUUUGAGGUUUUGUUGUAUGUUUAGUAUUGUGUAGCUGUAGCUGGCCAUUGCUUCAAUUUUGUUCUUUUGACCCCUUGAGUCCUAACACCCAUAUCGGUGUAAAAUUUUCUAUUGAGUAACAUUCCUGAAUGUACGAGUUUGAGUUUGAUAUAUGUUGUUGGGUAAUGUUAGAAUUUAA